AUGUCAGUUUACUUAAACUCACCUAUUUCGACUAAAUUUUAAUAGUUCAUAUCAGAAGAUUGUUUUAAUAUAGUUGAAUAAACUAUUGAAGUAAUAUUAUAAUUGUAUUAUCAUCAUAGUUUUCCUAUUAAAAAAUUAGUUCGAUUCUUGAUCAAAUUCUAUUGGAUUGUGAACCCUAUUCCUUCAAGUUUAUAGAUUUGUAAAGUCACCAGUAAACCCUUAACUUUAUCAUAAUCAAAUUUUUCUACAAAAUACCUACGUUCAAACCUACCAAAUUAAGUAAUUUUUGAGAUAAAAGCAUCUACAAAUUUAAUUAUCUCAAGAGAAGUUAAUAAAAAGGAAUAAAUUAUGAGAUCUGAAAAUAUGAUGUGUUCUCAAGAAUCCGAUUAACUAAUUGAAGAAAGAAGAAGAGAAUAAAUUUAAUAUUUGGGGAUCAUAAAACAAAAUGAUGAAGAAUUUCAUUUUUUUAAUAAUCAAAAAAACUUCUCUGAAAAUAAAAUAGAAAAGAUUAAAAGGGAAAGAAGUCCAUAACCUUUGAGCUAACUAAUAACAAUUCAUAUAAAUAACUAUAAUGGUGUAAUGCUAGUGCUUUAAAUAAACAAUAUUCACUUGCUAUAGCAGCAAGUCAAAAUGACUUUAAAGUAUUUUAACAUUUCAGGGGGAACUUGGAAUUACUAUAAAUAUGUUAGAAUAAAAAUCAAGUUUAUACUUUAAACUUUAUGAAGAAUUCAAACAAUUUUGUGUCCGGAUUUAUAGAUAAUUCAAUUAUAAUAUGGAAAGAAAAUGCACAUAAUUAAUGGAAUUGUGAAUAAAUAUUGAAUGGACAUUAAGGUUAGAUACUGUGUUUAUUAUUGAAUAAUAAUGAUUAUUUAAUUAUAUCGGCUAGUUUAGAUAAAACUAUUAAAUUCUGGAUGAAAUAGAAUGAGUGGAUAUGUUAAUAAACUAUUACUGAUCAUACUAAUAGCGUAAGUUCAAUUAGCUUAAAUGAAUAAUGUAAUAAGUUGAUUUCUUGUUCGAUUGAUUAAUAAAUAUUAGUAAUAGAAAGAUCACAGUUAGAUUCAUAUUGGAAUGUUAAAUAAAAGAUCAAAGUUGAUAAAUGUGGAAUUAGAUUAUGUUUUAUCAAUGAUAUGUUAUUUAAGUUUUAACCAAUUGCUCAAGAUUCAAUGCAUGUAUACGAAAUGGAUAGAAUUACUAAGCAAUAUAGUAGAACUAGCGAAAUUGCUGUUAAGUCUGGAUCUAACAGAUGUGAUAGUUUCUUUUCAUAAUUCUACGCAAAGUCAAAAUGCCUUCUAUUAAAUAAAAAUGGCAAUAUUGUGAAUUUAAUGUAAAAAAAUGGCCGCUUUGUGGUCGAAUAGUCAAAUUUAAUUUAAUGA
Paramecium octaurelia is the source of this 1373-nucleotide messenger RNA. The record is from the annotation of a GenBank genome assembly. NCBI's taxonomy places the organism in Eukaryota, Ciliophora, Oligohymenophorea, Peniculida, Parameciidae.